UCGAGGCGAGGUCACAAGUUCCCAAGCAGCACAUCCCCUGAGCACAUCGCACACUUCCCCACAGGGAGGGCGGAUCCCACACGGAGACACACGGGAUCAGGGGCUAGAAGCCUCAAACCGCACAUAUAGGCUAGGUCUAAUGAGUCAAAGUUGCUGAAAUCUGCUGUGCGCCUGAGAUCCGGUACGUGGAAUGACCAGUCACUCAUCACACUCCAACGGCAUGCAGAGCCUCCGGACGGAGCACCUAUACAAGGUUCUGGUUAUCGGAGACCUGGGGGUUGGGAAGACUUCCAUCAUCAGGCGUUACGUCCACCAGACCUACUCCACCAACUACCGGGCCACCAUCGGCGUGGACUUCGCCCUAAAGGUGUUGAACUGGGACUCUGAGACUGUCCGGCUCCAACUGUGGGACAUUGCAGGUCAGGAACGUUUUGGAAACAUGACCCGAGUGUAUUACCGUGAAGCAAUGGGAGCCUUCAUAGUGUUCGAUGUGACAAGGCCCACGACCUUCGAGGCCGUCAUCAAGUGGAAAGAGGACCUGGACUCCAAACUAAUGCUGACUAAUGGACAGAGCAUUGCCACUGUGCUACUGGCUAACAAGUGCGACCAGGGCAAGGAGCUGAUCAACAACGGCAUCAAAAUGAACCAGUUCUGCAAGGACCAUGGCUUUCUCGGGUGGUUUGAAACCUCGGCUAAGGACAAUCUCAACAUCGGUGAAGCUGCCAACUUCCUGGUCAAGCACAUCAUGGCCACAGAGAAUGACAUUCUGAAAAGCGUGGUCCCAGACACCAUCUCACCUCAGUUGGACUCCAACAGGCAGAUGAGCUGCUCUGGCUGCUCCAAAUAAUAAAAGGUGGCGCCAAGGCAGAACAGACAGUUGGACAAAGAGGGACAGUCACACCACACAGUCUUCCAAGGAAAUCUAAGUACCUACAGUACAGUUUGUCUUCUUUGGUGUGAAACAGUAUUGAAGAUUUUAGUUUGGUGCAUGUUUGUGGUUUGUUUGUUUUCUAAGUGUCCAAUUACAAAAAAACAGAGCUUGCAAACUUUUUAGCCCUUAACCCGCUGGACAAAACUAAACAAAUAAAGCCAAUGUUUGCAAAAUACCUCAUCCAACACAUCCAAAAGGCAUAAAGUAAUACAGGAUGAAAACAGGAGUGUUUUUAUUGGUUCUUACGAUUUCAAGCAAGUGUGAUUGUGUUUCUGUUCUCCUUCUAUAUCUUCCUAAACUUUGUGAAGAAAAGAAACCGUGUGGAUGACAUACUGGCUUUCUUUAUCAUUAUUCUGCAAGAGCCAAAUAAGUCAGUAUUAACCAUU
Molecule: messenger RNA, 1317 nt
Organism: Etheostoma cragini (Arkansas darter)
Lineage: Eukaryota; Metazoa; Chordata; Actinopteri; Perciformes; Percidae
Gene: rab38b
Product: RAB38b, member of RAS oncogene family
Exons: 3
Coding region: 191-847 (218 amino acids)
Biological process (GO): phagosome-lysosome fusion; endosome to lysosome transport
Cellular component (GO): trans-Golgi network; phagocytic vesicle; lysosome
Molecular function (GO): GTPase activity; GTP binding
Source: RefSeq, a predicted model, not a curated record